This is a messenger RNA of Phacochoerus africanus (Common warthog), 4445 nucleotides long. RefSeq names its product Rho related BTB domain containing 1 (gene RHOBTB1). The coding region runs from base 296 to 2392 and encodes 698 amino acids. Gene Ontology annotation, cellular component: cytoplasm. Lineage: Eukaryota; Metazoa; Chordata; Mammalia; Artiodactyla; Suidae. The record is from RefSeq and is a predicted model, not a curated record. The transcript is spliced from 11 exons. Gene Ontology annotation, biological process: small GTPase-mediated signal transduction; regulation of proteolysis; proteasome-mediated ubiquitin-dependent protein catabolic process. Gene Ontology annotation, molecular function: GTPase activity; ubiquitin protein ligase binding; GTP binding.
GCCCCUCUCGGCCCGCACCGGGAAGAGCGGCCGCGGCGCCGGGUGAGCCCGCCAGGCCGGGCAGUGCCAUGCUGCCUUUGUGCAAAGUUGGGCGGCGGGCGGCACGCCGCGCGCAGGGGCCCCGCACGCCCGCGAGCGCGCGCGGCCGUGGCUGCUGCUGAGUGGCUGGGGGCCCUCCCCCCCUGCUCCCCAGCCCUUGAAGGCGGAGAGAGCUCGCGUCCCGCUCGGCUCCGGGUAAGUCCAGCUGGGAGCAGGGUAUUCUGUUCUUCACUUCCAGCAAGCCAGAGUUUUAUAAAUGGACACUGACAUGGAUUACGAAAGACCCAACGUUGAAACCAUCAAGUGCGUGGUCGUGGGAGACAACGCAGUGGGGAAGACGCGCUUGAUCUGUGCCAGAGCCUGUAAUACAACACUGACGCAGUACCAGCUGCUAGCCACCCACGUACCCACCGUGUGGGCCAUUGACCAGUAUCGGGUCUGCCAAGAGGUCUUGGAGCGUUCCAGGGAUGUCGUUGAUGAAGUGAGCGUUUCUCUCAGGCUUUGGGAUACGUUUGGCGAUCAUCAUAAAGACAGGCGUUUUGCAUAUGGCAGGUCCGAUGUUGUGGUCCUCUGUUUUUCGAUCGCUAAUCCCAAUUCCCUAAAUCAUGUGAAAACCAUGUGGUAUCAAGAAAUCAAGCACUUUUGCCCUCGCACACCUGUCGUUCUAGUUGGCUGCCAGUUAGAUCUCCGCUAUGCUGAUCUUGAAGCUGUUAAUAGAGCCAGACGCCCUUUAGCAAGGCCCAUAAAGAGAGGAGACAUUUUGCCCCCGGAAAAAGGCAGAGAGGUGGCAAAGGAACUUGGCAUACCCUACUAUGAAACAAGCGUGUUUGACCAGUUUGGAAUCAAGGACGUGUUCGACAAUGCAAUCCGAGCCGCCCUCAUUUCCCGCCGGCACCUGCAGUUCUGGAAAUCUCACCUAAAGAAGGUCCAGAAACCUUUACUUCAGGCACCGUUCCUACCUCCAAAAGCCCCCCCACCAGUCAUCAAAGUUCCAGAAUGUCCCUCCAUGGGGACCAAGGAAGCUGCCUGUUUACUGGACAACCCUCUGUGUGCUGAUGUCCUGUUCAUCCUCCAGGGCCAGGAGCAGAUCUUUGCACACCGCAUUUACCUCGCUACCUCCUCAUCCAAGUUUUAUGAUCUUUUCUUAAUGGAAUGUGAAGAAACCCCCAACUGGAGCGAAGGAGCCUGUGAGAGAGAGAAGCCCAGCCGGGAUUUCCAGGCCCAGGAAUUGAGUCUGGACCUGAACGAGGAGACGGAGGAGGGCAGCCCAAGGACACCUCAGGCCGAUCAGCGGACAUCCCCGAGCCAGAAUGUGUUGCAGCCGGAGGGCCCAGUGUUGGAAGCCGAGGGCACGGUGGUGGAGACACAGAGCCUCUCGGGCUGGAGUAAGGGCUUCCUUGGCAUGCACAGGGAAAUGCAGGUCAACCCCAUCUCGAAGCGGGUGGGCCCGGUGACUGUGGUCAGGAUGGACGCAUCCGUCCAGCCAGGCCCUUUCCGGACCCUGCUCCAGUUUCUCUACACAGGGCAACUGGAUGAAAAGGAGAAGGACCUGAUGGGCCUGGCUCAGAUCGCAGAGGUCCUGGAGAUGUUUGACUUGAGGAUGAUGGUGGAAAACAUCAUGAACAAGGAAGCCUUCAUGAACCAGGAGAUUACAAAAGCGUUUCACGUCAGGAAAGCCAAUCGGAUAAAAGAGUGUCUCGGCAAGGGGACGUUUUCAGAUGUGACAUUUAAGUUGGAUGAUGGAGCCAUCAGCGCCCACAAACCACUGCUGAUCUGUAGCUGCAAGUGGAUGGCAGCCAUGUUCGGCGGGUCGUUUGUUGAAAGCGCCAACAGUGAGGUGUAUCUCCCAAACAUAAACAAGAUGUCAAUGCAGGCAGUACUGGACUAUCUCUACACCAAGCAGUUGUCACCCAACUUGGACCUGGACCCUCUGGAGUUAAUUGCCUUGGCAAACAGAUUUUGCCUGCCACACUUGGUUGCACUUGCAGAGCAGCACGCUGUUCAGGAGCUGACCAAGGCUGCAAUGAGUGGCGUGGGCAUUGAUGGGGAAGUGCUCUCUUACUUGGAAUUGGCCCAGUUUCACAACGCCCACCAGUUGGCCGCCUGGUGUUUGCACCACAUCUGCACCAACUACAACAGUGUUUGUUCCAAGUUCCGCAAGGAAAUCAAAUCUAAGUCCGCAGACAACCAGGCAUACUUUGAGCGGCACCGCUGGCCCCCCGUGUGGUACCUGAAGGAAGAAGACCACUACCAACGUGUGAAAAGGGAAAGAGAGAAGGAAGAUAUUGCACUAAAUAAACAUCACUCGAGACGAAAGUGGUGCUUCUGGAAUUCAUCUCCAGCAGUCGCCUGAGGCGGGAAAAGAAAAAUCAGUCAUCUGACCCACCACUUUUAAAAGCACUACUGUAAAAUUAGUCUUAUUAUUAGAGAGAAAACGUAGUUCAGGUUUCAGGCACUGAUCUUCUUCCACUUCUGUGCAUUUCUCUGUGUGGAGAUCAAAGCACAAGCUCACCAUCCAUGAGCCUGGACGAAAAAGGGAAGUUGACGCUCACUGCAUUCCUUCAACUUCUAUGUAGAUUUUUUUUUCUUUUUCUUUUUUUUUUUUUUUUUUUUUGGUUAGGAGGCUUCAUAAACUUCAGUCCGUUAUCUCAUUUCUUUUUAUACAAAGGAAAAAAAAAAUCCAGCUUUCAUGUUUCAAAUUCCAAAUUGGAAAAUAUUUUUAUAUGGUCUCUUGUAAAUGAAAAUACCGUGUAUUACUUUAUUUUACAGGCCACAGAUUAACCAUGAAGUCGCCCUGUGAUUCUCUUUGCCCACAUGCCCACUGAGCAUUAUUACUUAAUUAGAGGGUGAUCCUUUUGUUGUGAAGUAAAGGCUUGGAAUGAAAUUCCCCAGCGAGCAAGUUAGAGAGUGUUUAAUCUUUGUUCUGCCGAAUAAUGUCGGUAUAAUUACCAAGUCAACUACAAGAGUGUGUAUUUACAAUAUUUGCCGCGUAAGUGCUAAUAAUUAUAUGGUUAUAUGUGCCAUGUAAAAUAUAGUGAUAUCCAAUCUUCUGUUGUUUAAAAUGUCUAGAUUUAAGAGGAUAAUCUUGAUCAUCAUUAGAAGGGCUUAUUAAAUCCCAGCGAUAUCCAGGGCAAACCCACUGGUGGACCUGAACACAAAAGAUCCUGUAAGAGUGUUGGUGUUCGGAUUGCUGGAUUAGGAUGUACAUCUCUCGGUAGUCCUUGAUCUUGCCGUGUUUCUGCAUGCAGAUUCUCCACUGACUUGAAUCAAGAUGGACAAGGGUCCCGGGACUCUGUCCCCACAGUGUCUGCAGGCUUGUUGCAUCUCACCACCAGAAACAGGCUUCCUCAGGUCUCUCACCUGUGGCCAACUUCAACUUUGUAAGACCCCUUCUUUUUAACUCUUCCCAGGGAAAAUCCAUGUCACUGCAGAAGGAGGCCAAGGCAGACCACCCACCCCUGCUGAAGUUCAGCAGGGCCUGUGAAGGCAUGAAGCCGGAGGCCGGGUAGGGUCCCUGCAUUUUCCAACGCAGACAGGAGUUUUACUCCAGGAGUCUAGGAAAUGGUGCUAUUGUGAGUUAGUUCAGACCCUUUGUCAUUCUGAGUUUUCAGUGUUAAUAUAGAAAGUAUUGAGCAGGGGAGCUUUUGAAAGGCUGUCCAUCACUGCUUCUCUGUAAAUGAAAAUGUUACAGCACUCGAACAGAGCAUCUUAAGGCCACAGUUCCAUACCUUUCAUGGGAUGCUGUGUGAUGGAGGCUGAGGCUUCUCCUGUCAAGAGGUCAAUUUAUGGAUGCUCAAGGUUGUUGAUUUUUUUGGUUUUUUUGUAGCCUUCAAUAGUUGGAGAAGAGACAGUUGAGUCCAAACUCCAAUCCUGACAGCCAAAUGUAUUUGGAAAUCUAUCCACAUUACAGGUGGGCAUUUAUUACUAGCAGAAGAUACACAUCAGAGACAAGAGUUUGGAGAGGUCCAGAAAUGUUAUCACCCUCUCAUGACAAAGGAGGGGGCAGUAGAGUAGGGAUGGAUGGUUAUAAAUGCAUCCCCUUUCAUUUUUGGUCAAUAGAUUGUAAAUCGUUCAUGGAAGGAGAAAAGAGAGAAUGAGAGGAUAGAUGUCAAGACUCAGGAAGAAUUGACAUAUAUCCCAUCCUAAAAUGGGAGAGGUAGAGUUUUCAAGGAGUAGGCAGAGUUGAAUUGAUACAACCAAAGCUCCCAUUUGAUUGUAAUCUUGCCAAAAUGUAAUGGACAUAUAAAUGAACCUGGGGUAUAAGCAAUAAUAUCCACUAGUACUUGUUAUCAGCUACUGUAACCAAGUGGCUGGUUCAUUUGGUCGGCGCUGAUUAUGGCCUUUAACCGUGGUGGUUUGUUUUGUGUUUUUUAUUUCACAAAAAGUCAAUAAAAUUGUUUAGCUAU